Molecule: messenger RNA, 1116 nt
Organism: Adineta steineri
Lineage: Eukaryota; Metazoa; Rotifera; Eurotatoria; Adinetida; Adinetidae
Source: the annotation of a GenBank genome assembly
AUGCAGCGAUCUUUUUCUUCCUCAUCUGCCGAUCAUCGACAUUACAAUCGUCCAUCAACAACAGCAUGUCGACAUUUGCCUGUUCAUCUUGUUUAUAAGAAUGGCAAUGAUUUUUAUUCUUCCGACACUGAUGUUCAUCGUAAGACAUUUAUUCAACGCGUAUCAUCAACAAGUAGUGUUUCCUCAACAAGUUCAAGCAUUAAUGGGAGUUACCGUAUAUUACCAGUACGAUAUUCCUCAAUAGACCAGAUUCUACCAAACCUUCCAAGUGCAACAGCGAAUGAACGUGGUAUUAACGUACGCAUACAAUUCGAUCGCCCCCAUCGCCAUCAUAAACAUCGUCAUCGAAAUCAUCAUCAUCGUCGUCAACGUCAUCAUACUGAAGAAUACGAACGACAUCAUCAUAAACAUAUGACGAAAGAUCAUCAACAUUAUAAUUCUUGUCCUUUACUUGAUGAAAAUAAUCCAAAUUCAUCAUGUUUAGGACCAUCAAAUAUAACUUGUAUUGAAACUCGAUCAAUUGUACGCGAUAAUUCCAAUAAUGAACUUAAUAAGAAUAAUUAUAUUAAACCUAUGAUUAUUCGUGAACGAUCAAUUCCUAAAUCACCAGUAACAAAUACUCGAAUAAAACAUAUUCCAUUUAAUCCAAAUUGUAUAUCAACACGAGAUUUUGAAAAUGAUCUUCGUUCACAAACAAAUCGAAUUCACGAGAUUCAACAAGAAUGUAAUUCAUCAUCACAUCAAGAAUUACGUUCAUUAGUUAAUCAAACAUCAGAUCAUGUUCAAAAUUUAUAUAUUGCAUCGAAAAAUUAUUCUGAAAAAUUGGGUAUUGCUGAUACAGCUUUAAAUCUUCUUAAUAAUCUUACAUCUCAGAUAAUUGAAUUAGAAACUCGUUUAGUUUCACAAUCAUCCCUUGUUGACGAUGAACAUUAUAUUCAUCGUCAAUUAAAUGAUCUUAAUGAACUUAAUAAUCAUUUACAAACACUUGAGAAGUCCAUUAAAGAACUUCUCAUACAAAGUAAACAACUUAGCAAUGAUAGAUUGAUUCGUAUUAGCGAACAAUUAGCAACACGAUGGAAACAUAUUACUUCAGAAAUUUAUCGAAGGUUUAAUUAA